AUGCCUUUAAGGUGGAUAUUUUUUGAUGCUACAAACACUUUAUUUGGCGUACGCUCAUCAGCAGGUGAACAAUACGCGGAAGCAAUCUUCAAGCUAUUCCAAAUACAAAUGCCUCCGAGUACAAUCAAUCGUCAUUUCGAAAUUUACUGGAAACAGUUCAAUAAAACCAAGCCUAAUUUUGGCCAAUCGUCUGGUAUUACAGCCAAAGAAUGGUGGCAUCAACUUGUCACUCAUACUCUGUCAGAUUCCGGUUUAAAAUGCCAAUCCAAGAUCGACACCGCUUUUGAACGUUUAUGGACCCAAUAUCGGUCUUCUCCUUCAUGGUCUGUCUAUCCCGAUGUUGAACCAACCUUAAUAAAAUUGAAAGAAAAACAAUUACCACUAGGCAUUAUUUCGAACUUUGAUCAGCGUCUACAUGAUCUACUCCCAAAGUUAAAGCUUAACCAUUACUUUGAUAAAGUUAUUACAUGUGUAGCAGCGGGUCAUGCAAAGCCGGACCUAGGCAUAUUUCACUAUGCACUUCGAGAUUUACCAGAUAUACCAGCUCAUCAAUGUGCUUACAUUGGUGACAGUCUCGAAGUAGACUACUAUCCAGCGGAAAAGGCUGGUAUGAUUUCCUACUUAGUGCAACGACAAAGUGAUCCUAACUUAACUCCUAACGCUAAUAAUACUCUCCCAACUAAUGUAAGAACAUUAAAAAGUCUAGCUGAUAUUUUAAAUUAUGUUUAA
Molecule: messenger RNA, 729 nt
Organism: Trichoplax adhaerens
Lineage: Eukaryota; Metazoa; Placozoa; Uniplacotomia; Trichoplacea; Trichoplacidae
Exons: 1
Coding region: 1-729 (242 amino acids)
Source: RefSeq, a predicted model, not a curated record